UUUUUUGAAAUCCGAUAAAUAAAUUUUUCCGUUUCAUUGAUGGAGUAGGAUUAUGGAUGAAAAUGAAGAUGACAUUAUCGCGGCUUUUGGGCAUAUUUUGUUGGCCGGGGUGGCUACUAAGGCGCUUGGCACAACAAAUGGCACGAGUUUCACCCAUCCGGGGAUGCAUGCCAACUACCUCCUUCAUGGACUCACGGGAGGAUUUCACUUUGUGUCGAAAAUUACCGGAUUAAACGUUCAACCAGUAUAUAGGAUCACCAAGAUGGCCGUGCAGUAUUUAGCCUUACCAAGUCUCAUGGCCGAUCUUAACUACGAAAAUAAGUACAUCAGCGUAGCCCACUUUGCUACAGGAUUGCUCCCAUUCGCCGUCGCGGUGUCUGGCAACGACAGCCCACACUUGUCAAACUUUGCCAUUUCCGUUAACGUUAUUUCUCUUUGCUACUACGCAAUUAAGCAUACCUGCCAUGAGUAUGCGUGGUACACUGCCGGAAGUGCUCUUGUGACAUACUUCGGAUUCAGCUACGUGAAUAUGUUGUUUCCCAUAGGCCUGGCCAUAACAGAAUUUCUCGCUCACAAAUUGUACUACGCGAAUUUCGGUCCGCCUCCGACUAAAGAAGAGCUGAAAGAAGCAGAAAGGAAAAAGAAAGAAGAAGAAAAGAAAAAGAAAGAAGCAGAAAAGAAAAAGAUAGAAGCAGAAAAAGCUGCGAAAAAGCAGGCCAUGCUCGCUGAGAAGGCCAAAGAGAAAGAAAAAGCCAAGGCCGCUGCUGAGAAGAAGGCCAAAGAGAAAGAAAAAGACAAGCAGCAGCAGGUGCCAAUGUAG
Hyposmocoma kahamanoa is the source of this 820-nucleotide messenger RNA. RefSeq lists its product as uncharacterized. The record is from RefSeq and is a predicted model, not a curated record. NCBI's taxonomy places the organism in Eukaryota, Metazoa, Arthropoda, Insecta, Lepidoptera, Cosmopterigidae. The transcript has 3 exons. Bases 53 to 820 code for a protein of 255 amino acids.